UGCAAACAAUAUGCCUCGUUGUUCGUGUAAAAAAUUUAAAUGUGGGUGUCGCAUUACAUACCUCAAAUUACAAAAAUUAUAAGAACGUAAAUUAAUAAGACAACAUUUUUGCCUCUCUCUUAAUGCACGUUUUCGUAUUCAAAACGCACUGUUUUAACGACACACAUAACCCACUGUUUCCUCUGUUAUUUCAGUCCCAAACCCAACGAACAAAUCCAUACCAUUUCAAACCCCUUCCCCCUUUUCCUUCACUUCUCUGUGAUUUUAGAUUCGAUUCCAUCACGAAAUCAUGGCCUUCUUCUUCCUCCUCCGUCUACUGCAACUUCUCAUCUACGGUCUGUCUUUAAAACAGAGCCUCUGUUUUUCUGCAACUCAGAUGACCCUGGUUUUGCCUCUCAAAACACAGAUGGGUUUGAUUUCUCAGCCUUCCAAUAAGCUCAGUUUCCACCAUAAUGUCACUUUGACUGUUUCCUUAACUGUUGGCUCGCCUCCUCAACAAGUCACCAUGGUUCUCGAUACAGGGAGUGAACUCUCAUGGCUUCACUGCAAAAAAUCCCCAAAUUUAACCUCUGUUUUUAACCCACUUUCCUCUUCUUCUUACUCACCAAUCCCCUGUUCGUCCCCCAUUUGCCGCACCCGAACCCGAGAUUUACCCAACCCGGUUAUCUGCGACCCGAAAAAGCUCUGCCACGUCUUUGUCUCUUACGCCGAUGCAUCGUCGCUCGAGGGCAACCUCGCAUCGGACACGUUCCGAAUCGGUUCAUCGGCUCAACCCGGAACUUUAUUCGGGUGUAUGGAUUCGGGUUUCAGUUCGAAUUCAGAGGAGGACGCGAAGACCACUGGAUUAAUGGGUAUGAACAGAGGAUCGCUCUCGUUUGUUACGCAAUUGGGUUUGCCGAAAUUCUCUUAUUGCAUAUCGGGUAGUGAUUCUUCAGGGGUUCUUCUUUUCGGCGACGCACCUGUUUCGUGGCUUGGGAAUUUAACCUACACGCCUUUAGUUCAAAUCUCAACCCCAUUACCCUAUUACGACCGAGUCGCUUACACCGUCCAACUCGACGGAAUCAGAGUAGGGAACAAAAUCCUCCCACUCCCGAAAUCAAUCUUCGCACCAGAUCACACCGGCGCCGGACAAACCAUGGUGGAUUCAGGUACCCAGUUCACGUUUCUUCUGGGACCAGUCUACACAGCUUUGAAAAACGAGUUUCUAGAGCAAACGAAAGGGGUUUUAAUCCCACUGGGUGAUCCAAACUUCGUGUUCCAAGGAGCAAUGGACUUAUGCUACAGAGUAGCAGCGAAAGAAGGGAAGCUACCGCCGUUACCGGCGGUGAGUCUGAUGUUCCAUGGGGCGGAGAUGGUAGUCGGAGGGGAGGUUCUGCUGUACAGAGUACCGGGAAUGAUGAAGGGAAACGAGUUGGUGUAUUGCCUAACAUUUGGGAAUUCGGAUUUGUUAGGAAUAGAAGCGUUUGUGAUAGGGCAUCAUCAUCAACAAAACGUGUGGAUGGAAUUUGAUUUGGUGAAAUCAAGGGUUGGAUUUGUAGAGACGAGGUGUGACUUGGCAGGUCAAAGAUUGGGAUUGGGCCUUUAAAAAAAGCCCAAUUUAAAAAAGGACUGUCCAAUCCAUGGCCCACCUUAAGGGAGGGGGUGGCCCAUUGAUCGGACAGAAAAAGUUUUUUUUUUUUUUUUUUAUUUUUUUUAUUGCUAUGUGAGAUUCUCUGAACAA
Molecule: messenger RNA, 1720 nt
Organism: Benincasa hispida (wax gourd)
Lineage: Eukaryota; Viridiplantae; Streptophyta; Magnoliopsida; Cucurbitales; Cucurbitaceae
Source: RefSeq, a predicted model, not a curated record